AUUAAACUCUCAACUACCUACGUGUCUUAUCUAAACUUAAACAAUAUUGAAAAUUAUAUAAUAAUAUAAGUAAAACAAAAAGCGUAUUUACUAAUUUUGUCAUUGUAUUUUUUUCAUAAGCAGUAUGAAGUCCUCAAGAUUUUUGAACGAGUCUCAGACGGCUCUGGUGAAACAAUCAUGGCCGAUGAUUGUUUCAAAUGGUUUUUGGACUUCGUUUUAUACCAAUCUGUUCAAGAGAAGUCCAUCAUAUCAAUUACAAUUCGAUCGUUUCGCUCAUGUUCCAUUUGAAGAGCUCGAAUCGAACGUUCACUUUUUGGCACACUCUGUCAGGACUGGAUUUGUAUUUAACACUGCUAUUGAACUCUUGGAAACACCCGACGAGUUACACAAAAUCUUAGUGGAUUUGGGAGCAAAACAUCGCAAAUUUCGUCUCACGGCCGAACAUUUCGAGGUCGUCAGGGACGUACUGACGCGUAUGAUCGAGGACCGAUUGCCGACGACAGGCGGACCUGACAGAGUCGCGCUCCUGGCGGAGGCGUGGAAGCCGUUCCUGACCUUGGUGAUCGGAGUGAUCAUGGAUUCCGCGACCGCCACGGUUAAUUAAAUGGCGAUUUAUACACGACGAUGUUACGAUAGACGUUUUGCAGACACGCGUUAUUAUACCGCGUGAAGUCGUACGGUAUGCUGCGCGUCUUUAAACGGCACAAUAAACAGUAACACAUUUAUAAUAAUGUACGAUAUUA
Messenger RNA from Acyrthosiphon pisum (pea aphid), 743 nucleotides. Its product is annotated as non-symbiotic hemoglobin 1-like. NCBI's taxonomy places the organism in Eukaryota, Metazoa, Arthropoda, Insecta, Hemiptera, Aphididae. The record is from RefSeq and is a predicted model, not a curated record. Bases 125 to 604 code for a protein of 159 amino acids. The transcript has 3 exons. Gene Ontology annotation, molecular function: heme binding; oxygen binding.